CAAAAUGGCGACAUUCACAUGUAAACUCACGACAUUGACGGGUCUGUAUCGUCACAGGUACUUAAAACUAGACCUCUUUUUUAAGGCACAAAUAGCAAGUGCUAGCAAAGCUCUACAAACUCAGCCAGUACUGAUGUACAAGAGGACGCAGCCACUAUAUUUGCAAAGAUGGAAGCAGCUGAAGAGGAAGAAAAGAUCGAAGCACUUCGUGAUAUUUCAGGCUUGAGGCCGGUUUUAAAACGCCGAAUCCAUGGGCAGAUUCCAGAAAUUAGAAACGACUAUCAGCAGACUUUGAAGUACCAACGUAAACUUUAUGCAAAGUUUGGGAAGGCAUCAGGUGUUGACCCACGCAUCAUGUGGCUAACCAAAGAAGAAGCUAUUGAGCAGGUUGAGCUAAUAAAAGAAUGGGAGCCAUCACUUGAGAAGUUACUGGCAGAUCUGAAGGCUAAGAAAGAAGCAGAUGCCAAAUUUAUUGCAGACAGAGAGAAGAAAAUUGAGACAAACAUGGCCAAGAUGAACCAGUGGAUAGAUGAGUACAAGCAGAGGAAAAAGAAGAAAGAUGAAGAUAUUAAGGCUAAAGAAGCAAAGAAGCAGAAGCUGAUUGAGGAGGCCAGAGAGUUCUUUGGCUAUUAUGUAGACCCACGAGAUACCAAGUUCCAGGAAAUGGUAGAAGAGAAGGAGAGACAAGAGAAGGCAAAGGCCAAGGAGAUUAAGAAGGAGAAAAGAAAGGAGAAACUCACUGCCAGACUUCAGGCUAUGGCUAAAGAGUCGGAGAGCUCUUCUUGACUGUUUCCAGUAUUUCUCAUCUCGGAUAACUUGACGAAAGCAAUCUAAAACAUGUAAACAUGGCCACAGAAGUGUGAAUGUUUUGCUCUUUCAGCUAAAGCAUGUGACAUCUUCACAGCUAACUAUAACAUGAAUAAAUAAAGAGCUUUUGGCAUAGUUGUGUAGGUUAUGUGGGAAUAAAAUCUUUAAGAUAGAGAGACUAGAGAUAACGGAAUAAGUAUUAAACAAAUGUAAAACUUG
This is a messenger RNA of Pomacea canaliculata, 1026 nucleotides long. Its product is annotated as growth arrest and DNA damage-inducible proteins-interacting protein 1-like. Bases 169 to 786 code for a protein of 205 amino acids. The transcript has 4 exons. Gene Ontology annotation, cellular component: nucleus. NCBI's taxonomy places the organism in Eukaryota, Metazoa, Mollusca, Gastropoda, Architaenioglossa, Ampullariidae. The record is from RefSeq and is a predicted model, not a curated record.